Lithohypha guttulata is the source of this 528-nucleotide messenger RNA. RefSeq lists its product as uncharacterized. Gene Ontology annotation, biological process: tRNA wobble adenosine to inosine editing. Gene Ontology annotation, molecular function: tRNA-specific adenosine deaminase activity. The transcript has a single exon. Bases 1 to 528 code for a protein of 175 amino acids. The record is from RefSeq and is a predicted model, not a curated record. Lineage: Eukaryota; Fungi; Ascomycota; Eurotiomycetes; Chaetothyriales; Trichomeriaceae.
AUGUCCAUCACCGAAGUCGACCUCGAACACCUCCGUCGCUGCGUUCAACUCGCUGCGGAGGCUCUCUCAACCCACGAUGAUCCCUUCGGUUCCGUCUUAUAUUACGUGAAAACGUAUCGUUCUCCAGGUAUUGCAACAUCUAGGUCCGCUGUGCAAGAAGACCGCAAUCGCAUAAUUUCGCGCAACGAUGCCACUUAUCACCCAGAAAUCAAACUCGCUCUCUGGGCACAGGCAAACCUGACCGAAGACGAGCGUGCGAAAAGUGUGUUGUACACGAGUGGUGAACACUGCCCGAUGUGUGCAGCGGCCCAUGCGUGGUGUGGUCUUGGCAGGAUUGUGUAUGCAAGUAGUGCGGCUCAACUGGCGGGGUGGAUGAAGGAGAUGGGAAUGGGAGGUGUGAGCCCUGUUAAAGCACUGGCGAUCAAGGACGUGGCGCCUUAUAUUGAGGUAGAUGGUCCAGUCGAAGAACUUGCGAAGGACGUAAAGAAGUUGCACUUUCAGAAACAUCGGCAUGUCCCAAAGGACUAA